UUGGCUAAGGGACGCGUCACUCCACCUGACUUCCAAGCACACCCCUCCCCUCUGCACGGUUUACAGGCAAGGAAGAAGACUUCCCGUACAGGUACUUCUGUCAAGGAUGAGAUUGGAUCGUUUUCGCCGCGGAAUCAAACACGUUUGACUGCCAACUCAGGCCUGACCGUGGCAGCGUGACCUUCAGAGGUCAGAGUAUUGCUCUUGGAUGCUCCGUUGUGGUCUCCCCUACUGCAUAUUGCACCGAAAAAGAGGACUCCGACAAAGAUGACAUCAGCAUCGCCGGCUCACAGUGACAGCAGCGGCUCUUCUAAGCAGGAUAGUAACCAGGACAGUUGGGAAAUUGUGGAGGGGUUAAGAGGGGCGCCUGCCGUCAUGCAGCAGCCUGAGCAACAGGAGGGUUUCCUGCUCAAGAGACGCAAGUGGCCCAUGAAAGGAUGGCACAAAAGAUAUUUUGUGUUGGACAAAGGCGUUCUCAAGUAUGCCAAACGUGGCACAGAUAUAAGGAAGGGAAAGCUGCACGGCUGCAUCGACGUCGGCCUCUCUGUCAUGGCAAUCAAGAAGUCCACCAUGUGCAUUGACCUGGACGCAGAGGACAACAUCUAUCACCUGAAGGUGAAGUCUCCCGAGCUGUUUGAGGAAUGGGUGACCAAGCUGCGUAAUCACCGCGUGUUUCGCCAGAACGAGAUCUCCUCCUAUCCCCAACAGCUACACCUACACUACAGCCCCCACACCUUUUCCUCUCCCUCCCUCAGCGACUCCUUGAGGAAAAGGGCUACUCUGCCCAAGCAGGCGUCGAUAAACCAGGCCAAGGUUAGCUCUUGGCUCCACUCCUCGGAGGACAUGAACAAGUGUGGCAAAGACUUGGAGGAGUGUGAAUCGUACCUACUGGAACUCAACCUGCUUCUGAGUAGUAUGGAGGCCAUGCACCGCACCUACUCUGCCCCAGCCAUCAGUGCCCUACAAGCGUCCACAUCUGAUAUCCCAAAGAAAGAGAAGAGGUCAAGGAAAUGGCGAUCCAAGAACAAUGGAAGAAAAGAUUCCAAAGCCGCAACCCAGAGCAUUAAUGCCUCCAAUCCCAAUCUCCCGUUCAUGGACGCCAACAGCCACGAGGUCUGUCCGGAAUCUCCAGACUCACCCAUCGAUGUUUCUCGUAUGCAAGAGAACUUCUGCAGGCUAGCCAACAACAUCCACUCCACACUGAAAUCCGCCUACAGCUCCCUGUCGACAGAAAGAGAGCGACUGAAACAAACCAUGGAAGUGCAAGCCCUGCAGCCCAUGCAGGUGACAGCCUUGAAGACCGCCUAUGGCUCAGUGAGUGACACGGCACCUCCCAAGCACAUUCACCUGUUGCGUUACGCAGUAAACGUUGCUGACUCUCCCACCGCUCAGGAGCGCUCAGAAGCCUCCAAUUCUCUGGUCCACCAGGCAUCAAACGAGAGCCGAGCAUCGAUCCCCGAGUCCGUUUCGGAGUUCUUUGAUGCCGAGGAGUACCUGCUCUCCUCUUCCUCUUCUGAGAAUGAGGCGUCAGACGACGACUCCUACAUCAGUGAUGUCAGCGACAGCAUCUCCGUGGACACCUGCAGCAACGAGGGGGGCAGCGAGAGACACAACUCGGGGUGUAUUUUGAACGUCUGCUCCGUGGUCCGCCGCCGCUCCACGCUCCCCUCUCCCAGUCCGGCCUGCAACGUGAGCCUGUGGAACAUCCUGAAGAACAACAUCGGGAAAGACUUGUCCAAGGUGGCCAUGCCCGUGCAGCUCAACGAGCCGCUCAACACUCUUCAGAGGCUGUGUGAGGAGCUGGAGUACAGCGACCUGCUGGACACGGCCAACAAGACCCCCAAUCCUUACCAGCGCAUGGCGUACGUGGCCACUUUUGCAAUAACUGCCUACACGUCCUCUUUCUAUCGAGCUGGGAGCAAACCCUUCAACCCAGUCUUGGGGGAGACGUUCGAGUGCGACAGACCUGACAAGGGCUUCCGGUUCAUAGCUGAACAGGUGAGCCACCACCCACCUGUGUCGGUAUGUCAUUCGGAUUCCAAGAACUUUAUGUUCUGGCAAGAUGUCCGGUUGAAAAAUAAAUUCUGGGGCAAAUCUAUGGAAAUAGUUCCAAUGGGAACGACCCACGUCACACUUCCUGCGUACGGGGAUCAUUACGAAUGGAACAAAGUGACCUCGUGCAUUCACAACAUCAUCAGCGGUCAGCGUUGGAUUGAACACUACGGCGAGAUGACCAUCAAAAACAUCAACAGCAGCAUGUGCGAGUGUAAAGUCACAUUUGUCAAGGCCAAAACCUGGAGCUCUUCCGUCAAUGAGAUCGAGGGCGUUGUGACCGAUUCGGAAGGAAAAGUUGUGCACUCCUUGUUUGGAAAAUGGCACGAGUCCAUUUUCCAAGGAGACCCACCUUCUGCCACGUGCAUCUGGAGAGCAAAUCCCAUGCCGGUGGACCAGGAUCAGUACUAUGGCUUCACUCAGUUUGCCGUGGAAUUGAAUGAGCUGGACCCCACCUUAAGACCUCUGCUGCCCCCUACAGACACACGCUUCAGGCUGGACCAGAGGCUCUUGGAGGAGGGAAACGUGGAAGGAGCCGAGGAACAAAAGCAGAGGGUGGAGCAGCUCCAGAGAGAGAGGAGGAAAGUGCUGGAGGACAACAACAUGACCCACCAGCCGCGCUUCUUUAAGAAGUCGGAGGACGACACGUGGGUGAGCAACAACACGUACUGGGAGCUACGCCGAGACCCCGGCUUCGCCAAAGUCGACUUCCCCGUUUUGUGGUGACUGGUGCGGCCGUGUUUUAUUCCGCUUGACCCCAGCGGAUCCAUGGAGAAGGAAGUAAAAAACUGAAGUGAGACCUAAACUGUGUCGUGUUAACCCCAACUUCCUGUACCCUCCCAGCAGAUGGGCAUCCUCACUAUGAACCAUGAUAUUAACACUUCAUUAGUAACUUUUACAAAAGUGCCUUUUUAUUGCCGCGCUGCUCCGGCACUUUCUUAGUGACAUGAACUGACCAGAGAACUCUUUUUAGCCGUCCUCUCUACACCCUGACUUUACCAAGCAGGAAGGGUUGUGACUGUAGCCUUAGCCUCUGUCAUGGUGCUGUGGGUGAACAUGGCAAUCAUUCUUCCAAAAGAAACACAGCCAAUAAAAGACACCUUGGAUGUA
Molecule: messenger RNA, 3162 nt
Organism: Nerophis ophidion (straightnose pipefish)
Lineage: Eukaryota; Metazoa; Chordata; Actinopteri; Syngnathiformes; Syngnathidae
Product: oxysterol-binding protein-related protein 3-like
Cellular component (GO): cytosol; intracellular membrane-bounded organelle; plasma membrane
Molecular function (GO): cholesterol binding
Source: RefSeq, a predicted model, not a curated record